Messenger RNA from Malus domestica (apple), 1126 nucleotides. Lineage: Eukaryota; Viridiplantae; Streptophyta; Magnoliopsida; Rosales; Rosaceae. The record is from RefSeq and is a predicted model, not a curated record.
UAAGAACAGCCUGUGAUGGAGGAGCUGUUAACGCUACAUUUCACAAAAACACCCCACCUCCUCAAAAACACAAAAACAAAACCCCCCACGAACCACAUUUCCCCAUCCUCCUCUGUUCUCCUCUGUUUUUCUCCAUUUUCUCAGAGCUCGAAUUCAGAGAAAAUGCCCGCAAAUCAUUCACUUCCAGUUUCUCAGGAGCAAUUAACAGAGCAGCCGGGGCUGCGCAGACGGCUGUCGUCUCUGUCCCUCAAGCUCCAGCCCAUCUCCUCCCCUGCAACUUCAUGGGCACUAAGCCGGUCGAAGUCGGUUUCCGCCAUGGGAGAGUACGCCGGAGGAUCCAUAAGAAAAUGGUGGGUCCAGAGCUGGGCAUGGAUCAUGUCCAGAAAACCCAUUUUUGCCCAGGAUCUGGAGAUGAACGAGGAAGAAACCAAAGUGCUCGGAUCCGACAACAGAGGAAGCUGGAGGCAUGUGUUCUACAAAGUCCGGUCGGAGCUCAAGAAACUCAUGGGAUCUGAUGUCGGUAGCCUGCCGCAAACUUACAGGUACAAUUUUGAUGAUAGCAGGACCAAAACCAAGAAAGUUUACGGCUGAGAUUUGAUGGGUAAGUGCUGCUUUUUGAAAAUAAUCAAGAAAGUUGGGGCCUUUAUAGAAUUAAUAAGAGAUUCAACGGCCCGAAAAUUCGAUACCAGAUCAUCAAAAGUACUGCUUGUUAUUGUUCCAAACAUGAAUAUCAGUGUACCAAUGUAAUUAGACUAUGUUUGUUGUUUUGAUGUUCUUAUUUUUUUGUCAUGUGGGAUUGUUGCUACAGAGGGGUGGGGUUGAAAAAUUAACGGUGGUCUGAGGGGUUUCUCUGCAAAUUGUGGAAAGUUGAAGGAGUGGUGGGCAAGGCAGGGGUGGUGGUGGUACUGAGAUUUAAUCCAACAAUGGAGAUUGCAGAGGUUGCUGCAUAUCAUCAUAAAAUUAGGGAGCAUUUUAUUGAUUAGUAAAUACUAAAUAUCUAUCAUGUUAUUAUUAUUAUUUUUUAAUUACAAAGCAAAUAUUUUUGCAGAUUCUCUUUUAAUAUUUGUAUCAAGUGUUAAUUUAUGUGCUAGUUAAUUGCUAAUAAAUGGAAUAUUUAUUUAUAAAU